AUGGAGAAGAAAUUGUAUGAAGAUUUUAGUGUGGAAACCAAAAAAACGAGGACCGUUGGAUUUCUGGAAAAAAUCCAUCCGAGAGUCCCCGUCGCGCCACGUGGCACAUGCCCAUUGGAGCUGUCAGAUGGUGACGCCAGCGCUGACGUCACCAAACUCGGGCUUCAGCCCGGGCAAGACUUGCCCUUGGGCUUCCUCGGGCUCAUGGGACCCACCACGAAACCGAGCUACGGGCCCUGUGCUGGAGCUUCCUCGGGCUCCCUCUGGCAGCCUUUCCCCCUGGCUGGGUUGGGCGCUGGAGAUGCUCUAAAUGAGAGAGAGAAACUGAGAGAGCAUAGCCGAUGGCCAGGGCAAAGCUGA
Prunus armeniaca (apricot) is the source of this 360-nucleotide messenger RNA. Lineage: Eukaryota; Viridiplantae; Streptophyta; Magnoliopsida; Rosales; Rosaceae. The record is from the annotation of a GenBank genome assembly.